AUGGACAGGAGGGCAGAGUUAAAAGAGCCGAUAAUUAAUGAGUCCUUCCAGGUUGAUCCACUCGCGAUACCUGCUGUUCAUCCGCACACAAACUUCGAUGAAGGGAGGACGAUUGAUUCUGAUAUAGAAGCUGAUCUCGACGAUAUCAAACGUGCACAGAAGCUUUUGGUCAACAUGACCCCAAUCGUAUCUACGCCUGCGUUUCGUCGUUGUGUACGUACCGUCUAUCGUGGGGAUUUUGCCCAGAUGGAGCAGGAGGCACAGAAUGGCCGGCGCCGGGUCCGAAAAUACAUGGUCGCUGACGAUCUAAGUGAUGAGGCUACUCAUGCUUUAGAAUGGACUGUGGGGACAGUCCUCCGCGACGGUGAUACUCUGCUUGUGAUCUUUUGUGCUGACCAAGAACUGGGAGCUACUCCGAAGAACAUGGGUGCAGACGACCCACGAACAGAGGGAGAAAAAGAGCGGCAUAGAGCAGUGCAGGACAUGACGGAUAGAGUGGUGAAGCUCCUAAGGAAGACAAACCUUCAAGUCAAGGUUGUUGUCGAGGUUAUAUAUUGUGAGAGCCCGAAGCACCUGAUGACAGAGGUUAUCGAUUUUAUCUCGCCAACCUUGGUGAUCUUGGGGGGCAGGGGAAGGAGAGCCCUGAGAGGUGUUAUCCUUGGCUCCUUUUCUAACUAUCUUGUUACAAAAUCUUCCGUUCCUGUGAUGGUGGUACGAAAUCGUCUUCGCAAGCAUAGCAAGAAAAAUAAGGAAGCAGUCAUGCGCCCUCUUUUCGGAGGCCUAUCUCAUGCGAAGGUUGACUGA
This is a messenger RNA of Hyaloscypha bicolor E, 804 nucleotides long. RefSeq names its product adenine nucleotide alpha hydrolases-like protein. The coding region runs from base 1 to 804 and encodes 267 amino acids. The transcript is spliced from 2 exons. The record is from RefSeq and is a predicted model, not a curated record. NCBI's taxonomy places the organism in Eukaryota, Fungi, Ascomycota, Leotiomycetes, Helotiales, Hyaloscyphaceae.